Molecule: messenger RNA, 2309 nt
Organism: Dreissena polymorpha
Lineage: Eukaryota; Metazoa; Mollusca; Bivalvia; Myida; Dreissenidae
Product: kelch-like protein 41a
Exons: 3
Coding region: 151-1953 (600 amino acids)
Molecular function (GO): protein binding
Source: RefSeq, a predicted model, not a curated record
GUGUGAGUUUAUAGUCAUAAUUUAAGAUACAAAUAGAUCAUUUGCUUUAAAUAUGUGUGCAUAUCACUUAUAUAUAGUGGUUGGAUUUAUUUGACCUGAAAUGGUUAAAAAUGAAACGUAAAUUGCUAUACCUUGAAACCAUUGUCAGCAAUGGAGUACACUUACGAGAGGACUCUGCUUCGCAAUCUACAAGAAUUAGCUAGGGAGAAGAUAUUAACUGACGUCACGUUUCAACUUGGAGACGUCAACAUCGACUGUCACAGGAACGUUAUGGCCGCUGCAAGCCCGUAUUUCCGGGCAAUGUUUACCAACGCAGUGAUAGAGCGAGAUGAAAAGGUCGUCAAAAUACCAAAUAUAGAGCCUGAUAUCUUCAUAGACCUGAUUGGUUACAUUUACACGGGUGAGCUUAAACUGACCAAUGAAAAUGCUCAAGACAUGCUGGUAGUCGGAAACAUGUUUGAAAUACCUCACUUGAUUGGACAAUGCGCUGAUCACAUGGCGCAAGAGUUAAGCGUAUCGAAUUGUGUGGAAAUUUUCGUAUUUGCAACACAUUACUCGUGUUUGGAUUUAAAGGAAUAUACGAAACAAUUUAUUAUAGAGCAUUUUUCAGAGGUGCUUUCGUCUUGUGAAAAUAUACAAGACAUUUCAAUUUCUGAUUUCGAAGAAAUAAUUGCUAGCGACAACUUGAGCGUUGACACAGAAAACCUCGUUUUUGAUGCUAUCUUGAAGUUUUGCCAGGCUGAACGAAAUCGAUCGUAUAUUUAUAAUUUGUUUAAACACCUGCGUCUGGCUUUAAUAAACGAAGAAUAUUUAAAAUUUUCUAUUGAAAACCAUCCAUACGUCAUAAAUGAUCAUAAUUGCUGUGCACUUUUGAGAGAGUAUGGUCGAUACGUGGAAAGGAAAGUGGGUGAACAUUUUGACAGUUCAAAAUAUUUUCAUAUAAAUACAAAAUUUCGCCAUGGCAUGUUUAAUAGACCAAUGCUUGUGUUUUCUAGUGGCGCCGACUCAUUCGAUAAUCGAUCUUUGACCGCUUUUGACCCAGUCUCUUUUAAGAAUUAUACGGGAAUCGUGCCCCAUGCAACGUUUGAUUUUAAGUUUAAGAUAAGUUAUUACCAACUUGUAACUGUGGCAAACAGUGACGUUUAUUUCAUUGGUGGAAUUUUUUAUGACAACUAUCAUUUAGAAGACUCUGGUCAAGCACUGAAUGACGUUUUCUGGUACGAUAUCAAGUCAGUUCGUUGGGAGAGAAAAAGUUCCAUGAAAACCAGACGAUGCUGUUUUUCGACUACAGUUAUAAAUGAAAACAUUUUUGCAAUUGGUGGCAAACCGACGUUUCCUCGAGGUACUCCCACGACAUCGGUCGAAAUGUACAACUCUUCUUCGGACACGUGGAUAAACAUGACGCAACUUCCGGUUCCGUUGUAUGCGCACGCGUCGUCCGCUACAAAAGAUGCUAUUUUUGUUUUCGGUGGAAAAGACGAUGAUGAUGACUACUUGGAUACUGUUUUCCGUUAUGACAUUUUGCGCGAUGCUUGGUUUCUGAUUGCCACUCAAAUGCCAAAACCACGGGCAUUCCCUUCGGCUUUCACAUUUAAAGCUAAACUCUACGUUGUAGGCGGGAUUUCGUUGCAUGAAAACAUACUCAGCGUCAACAUAUAUGAUCCGGACAAAAACAAGUGGAGUUUCGGACAAGACUUUCCGGAAGAAAGGAAGAUCACUGCGGCGGGAUAUUACGAUGGAGCUAUAUUUGUAUGCGGAGGCGUUCGACAAAUGAGUGUGAUUGGGCGACGUAGUCGCCAGAUAGAAUCACGUGACCUGUACAAAUUUGAUAUCCAAAGCAACACGUGGACAAAAGUUGUGAAGCUUGUUCAAUACGGAAACACUAAUAACAUUUCCUUCGCAUUUUUGAAUGUCAGACAUUUGACAGAAAGCGAAUUCGUGAGCACAGCAUAGGUUUACAUGAAUACAUUGAAUAGAGAUGUGACAUAUCUGUCCAUAUUAUUUCUUUUAGUGAGGUUGCCGUUUUGUAUAAUAAAACAUACAAUGAUAUUGAACAUUCUGGCACAUUUGAUAUUCCGUUUAUUAGUAUAAUAUUUGUAUACUACUGCUUAUCAUAACUUAUUUAUAAUGGACGUCAAUAAAGGUUUUUAAGUUAGUUUAUUAAACAAUCAUCUUUAUUGUGUGCAUAUUAUUUAAGAUACACAAUGUAUUCUUAGAAACAGUGUCGAUGUCGUGUUGUCUAAUAACUUUGCAACGAGAUUUAAAUGGUGAUGCAUAAAGCCACUCUGACAUAGUCGGAACCCACGGUG